UAUAAAACCAGACUUACUGGCCUGACAAUCAGUGCAUGCGAUAACCACGAGUGCCUGUUUAGUAUACAAUAUCGACUUUGGCCAGAACCUCACACAGACCUUAGAAAGACAGAAUGGACGGACAGCGGACAGGAUUAGCAGCAGUGCCUGAGAUGGACCCUUCUCUGAGGCAAGAUAAAUGUGAACAAGCCAACAGCACCAAACGUCUGAGCAAGCAGAUCCUUGCCAUUAUUGUUGUUGGUUCCAUUAUUCUUGUUGGGCAGUAUUCCCUAUGGCCAACAUUACAACCUUCCCAUCCAAUACCAGUUCACUUCCAGAUGCAGGAGGCAAAGGUCAUCAGUUGGACAAAUUGGUCAGAUUCUACCACACUAAAACCCAUCAAAAGUAGUAGGCCUACCAUCAUUCUGCUGUGGUAUUAUCCCUUUCGUGGAAAUACCAGAGUAGCUGCCAGUUAUUGCAAUGAUAAAUAUGGCAUUACCGACUGUGUCUUAGUGACCAAUCAGUCCUGGUUCCCCAAAGCAGACCUGGUUGUCUUCCACAACCGUGAGUUGGUCACUGGAAGGCGUACGUUACCACUGAAUCUGACUCGGCCAAAAACCCAGAAAUGGGUUUGGCUAUCCUUGGAGAGUCCACCGCACAAUGGAAAUAUGAGGCCCCUCGCCGGUCACUUCAACUACACCAUGUGUUAUCGCCGGGACUCAGACAUUUACGCGCCGUAUGGCUGGCUUGUGCCAAGCAAAGCUCCUAUUGGCACAACUGUUGAUGACUUCAUACCAAAGGGCAAAACUGGUCUGGCCUGUUGGAUAGUGAGCAACUUCAAGGCUAGACAUUUGAGGACACAAGUGUACAACAAGCUGAAAAAUGUCAUCCCGGUGGAUGUGUAUGGAGGAGCAAGAAAUAAACGUAUCUCUGCUGAUACUGUCCUACCCACAAUAUCUCGUUACUAUUUCUACCUCUCCUUUGAGAACAGCGUUGCUACAGACUACAUCACGGAGAAAGUUUGGUCAAACGCUUUUAAGGGUGGUGCCAUACCAGUGGUUUUAGGCCCGCCACGGGAACAAUACGAGGCAGUCUUGCCAAAGAACUCCUUCAUCCAUGUGAAUGACUUCAGCACAGUAGAGGAACUGGGCCACUUCAUGAAGACACUGGCUGCAGAUAAAGAGCGCUACGCCACCUACUUCGCCUGGCGUCUGAACUAUACCGUUGGUGGGUAUAGAGGAUUGGUGGAGAGACUGUGCAAUGUCUGCCCAAUUCUUAGCAGUUUGCCUACAUCAAAGAUAUAUCAGGACUUACAUGGCUGGAAUUGGCAAUGAAAGCUGGAAGAAUUUUUUUUUUUUUUUUUUUUUUAAAAGGGCUACUGGUAGCCUAUGCAAUCUCACUUGACUUUAAGGCACUUUAAGACAUAUUGGCACCUUCUGUGUUCUUUUAGAAAGUGUUUGUUCAAUAACUGCUCAGGUAUACAUAGUAGCCAAUACUCUUUGAAAUAGGGCAAGUUGACACAAAUUCAGUCAAUUAUUACUUUAGUAUUAUUAGGCUACUAUAUUGUCCUUGAGAUGUCAAUUAAAGUUACCCACAACCCCUUAACCCGGUUAAGACGAACUGAGACAUGGCAAACAGAUGGCUGUUUAAUGAAAGCACUUCCAGGGAAGUUGAAAAUAAUCAAAUUUGCUUUUAAAAAUCAGGUAAACAUUAUUAGCUUAGUCUAGCUGCCACUUCACAUACAGUAGCUCGCAAGAUAGAUUGUGCAGAGGGGAAAUUUCUAGCCAGCUAUCUCAAAGGCACACACACACACACACACUCCAAUGUUUACACCAAACAGUAGGCUUAUUGGACCUUUUGCAGAACUGUGCAGAUGCAUGCUGACCUUUUACACAACGCAAACAAGCCCAGCAUGCAUCACACUCAGCCAGAUCUGCACAGUGCUGCAAGACAUCAAAUUGACAUUAAGAUAUUCAGUUAGUGAGUUGCUUCUAGGGAUUAUGAGAAAAUGGUACUUUGUCAAUGUCAAUUUAUUUAUAUAGCACUUUUUAAAAAACAACAGUUGACCAAAGAGUAUUUGUGUAAUUUGUCUGAGAGAUAUAGGUGGGGGCUUUGACAGUCAAGAAUUUAAAGGUCAUUAGCAAAAUCUCAAAAUGAAUCCUAUGGUGAACAGGGAGCCAGUGAAGGGAGGCUAAGAUGAGAGAAAUGUGUUCUUGCUUACAGGUACCAGUUAAGGGGUGAGCUGCUGCUUUUUGAACCAAUUGCAAAUGGGAAAGGGAGGCCUGGCUGAGGCCAACAUAUAGAGUCCAUAAAGGUUAGGCAAGGCUUGAUUUCAGAUAGGGUUCUUAACUGAAAGAGACUAGCUUUGACUAGUGUUGACUAUGGACUUUGUUGUUCUAAUGUUUAUUUUUUCUCUAAACUGUUUAUUGUGGCGUCUCAAGAUAUGUGGAUGGGCACAGGGUGCGAUUUGUGUAAAAACCAGGGGGGGGGGAUGAAGGAACGAUUCAUAGCCUAGUAAUG
This is a messenger RNA of Alosa sapidissima (American shad), 2499 nucleotides long. RefSeq names its product alpha-(1,3)-fucosyltransferase 7-like. The record is from RefSeq and is a predicted model, not a curated record. Gene Ontology annotation, cellular component: membrane. NCBI's taxonomy places the organism in Eukaryota, Metazoa, Chordata, Actinopteri, Clupeiformes, Clupeidae. Gene Ontology annotation, molecular function: alpha-(1->3)-fucosyltransferase activity. Bases 114 to 1313 code for a protein of 399 amino acids. The transcript has 2 exons.